CAAAAAUUUUCUGUGAUUCAUCUCAUACUAGACGUCGGAGGAGCCACAUGUUAAUGUACUGGGCUCCCCGUGUAUGCAUCACAGGAUGGCUUGCGCAUGGUGUAAGGUCCAAGUUACCUGAUCAACGCAACAUUCAUACUCGUUACGGAGUUCCUGUUGCCAAGGGGGCCCCCAUCCUCGUAUAUAAACAUUCAGUUGUGAUGAGUUAUCUUGGUACAUGCGUCUCUUUUACCCGUAGGUCGACCCAGCCACUCUCGUCAGGCUCUUCAAGGAUCCGAUCUCGGUAGACGACACACUCCUCUGUACUACCGUCUUCUGUGCUCUCCUUGUGGGCCUUGCCACAAUGAAGACAGAAUUGUAUCAACUUCAGACUUCGCUCAUCACGAUUCCGGCCUCGGUCUUGUCCACAGCGCUACUACCUACGGGAGAUGCAGAAGCCAGCGAUUCCGGUUCCGGUUCCAAAACGGCAAUCAUUGGGGGCGUCAUAGGCUCAGUUGUUUUCUGUGUUAUCAUCCCUCUGUUUCUUAUCAUCUGGAAGACACGUCGCAGUCGGAGAGUUAGUACUAACAAUUCCGAGGAUGUCAUUGAUCCAACGACUAUACCGAAUCCGAAUCCGCUCCUUACAGAGCCGAUCGUUACGCAAAUGUCACGAUCACCAUCCCCCUCCGUUAACGCCACGUCGAUUUCGACUGUCGAAUCUCUCGCACCUGACCCUGGGGAAAGCAAUGACCUCCUGAGGAGACCACCUCAGUCCUCUCGAAACGCGUAUGAAGAAUUGAUCUCGUGGCUACAACAGCAAAUCAGACACAUGGAUGAGGAGGGGAUCAUGCGCAGUACUUCUCCACCACCAUCUUACCGCUCCUUGCACAGGAGUGAUAUCCCGGAUCCUUCUUGUUCUUCCUUGACACCACCAUGAUCAUCACCUUUAACACGAGAUUCGCCGAUGAUGUACUCCUGUCUUCUUUGUGGACUGGGUAGGACCCCAUCAUUUGUAUCACUUAACAUGCUUGUUCUACGUAUUAUUUGAAUAUAUACACCCUAGGGAUACGGACCGCUGCUGUACGAUUAGCCUUCAGUGCCUUCACUAGGACUUUUAUAAGCUUAGCUUAGUUGCAUUAUUUGAACAUCGAAUUGCUCG
Molecule: messenger RNA, 1138 nt
Organism: Desarmillaria tabescens
Lineage: Eukaryota; Fungi; Basidiomycota; Agaricomycetes; Agaricales; Physalacriaceae
Exons: 5
Coding region: 344-916 (190 amino acids)
Source: RefSeq, a predicted model, not a curated record